Rosa rugosa (rugosa rose) is the source of this 4556-nucleotide messenger RNA. RefSeq lists its product as uncharacterized. The record is from RefSeq and is a predicted model, not a curated record. Bases 1322 to 3172 code for a protein of 616 amino acids. The transcript is spliced from 5 exons. NCBI's taxonomy places the organism in Eukaryota, Viridiplantae, Streptophyta, Magnoliopsida, Rosales, Rosaceae.
UACAUGGUAUCAGCGUUUAGGUUCCUUACCUCUUUCCGAUCCGAUUUUCUCUUCCUCUGCUGUUCUUCCUAAUCAGCGCCUCCCCUCCCUCCCUCAUGGCCACCACCACUGCUUCUUCCUCAUCUCCGAAUACUUCCAGCUUUAUCAAACUCACUGAAACCAAUUAACUAUCUGGUUUAGCUUCGGCAGCUCAAACCUUACCUCAAUGGCAAUGAUCUGUGGUGAUAUGUUGACGGUUCCAAACCUGCUCCCCCACCUACCAUCAUGUCCACUCCCUCUGAAGGCCAAACUGCUUGUUAGCAGUAUAAUAUCACACAUUAGAUAUCACACGUGUCAUCAAUCUGUAAAUCCUAGCUCUAGUAUAAAUAGCUGUACUUGCUCAGCUCCCUCAUGUAGUUCGAUCCAUCAUUUUCUAAUUCCAGUUUCUAUUUUUCUCCCUUUUCUUGAUUUUCUUUACAAAGCUAUCAUGGUACCAGAGCUCAGGUCGAUCAGUGACCGCAAUUUCAUCAAUUUCUCAGAGAUUCAAGCACAGAUUCAAGUUUCUAUACACUCGAUCUUGUUCAUCCUCGAUUUUCAGCAGCAACAGAUAUGUUUUUCAUCUUCAAUUUGAUCCAGUAGCCUUUUUCUUUUAGUUUCUUGAAAUUUCUCUUCCGAUUUGCAUCAUCGAAGUCCAGAUCUACUAUAAUUAGCACUCGAUUUCAGUUUUGGAAGCUAGUUCUUCAUUAUCAAGUUCAGAAACUCAGAUUUGUUCAAGAUUCACUAAAAUUUGUUGAGAAUUAGUACUGCUGUACAUCUUUGAAGCUCAGAUUUGUCAUAAUCAUCGUUCGAUUUCACUAUUGUAGCUACUCACAAGCUCAGAGAAGUAAAAGUUUUGUUGAAACCCUAGCUUCUUUGAUUGAAGAAAUUCAAGACUCAGAUUUGUAGUUUACUUCUUUGUCAAGAGAUAAUUGACAUCAUAUAUACUCAGAUAUAGUGCAAGCUCUCAGAUCAUUUCCUGUGUUCGAUUUGGUUUUUUCCUUGAAGUUGUUCAUCUCAGCAUACAAUUUUUUGGUUCGCUUUUAGCCUCUACCUUGCUCAUUUGUACUCUGAUUUUCAGAAAUUUGGGGAGUUUGAUUGAUAGUGUGACAAUUUAUAAGAACGUUUCUGAACUCUCAGAAUUUGGGGAUAAUUGAAGCAAUUCAGUUUUACUGGUUUUCUUGUGAAGAAGUUGAAGGUUUGGAAAUUGGCUAUUUCCAGAUUUAUCUGUUUGGUUUUCUUGUGAGGAAAGUAUCUAGUACUAGUAUUCGGUUCUGUGUUUCUUAUUAACUCUGCUCUCAAAAUCAUGAAUACCAGUCGAUUGGAUAAUUGUCUCCUCUCCAACUUCUGCAAUCUCAUCACCGUGCAGUUAGAUGAUACUAACUAUGUGACUUGGAGAUUUGUGCUAGAGUCUAUGUUGGUAGGGUGUGAUCUUAUGGGGUAUAUUGAUGGAUCUAUUCCUUGUCCUCCACAAUAUAAAAUCACAAAAGAGACUGGUAUUACCCCUAAGGUUACAGAAGAGUAUAAAGAAUGGAGGAAGCAUGAUUCUGCUGUAAUGACUCUACUCACUAGUACUUUGUCAUCUGAUGCUCUUUCUUUUAUUGUUGGGAGCAAAACCUCAAAAGAAGUCUGGUCUUCACUUUAUGAGAGGUAUGCUAAACUUUCAAAGUUCAAAGCUUUCGAGCUCCAGGCCUCAAUGCAGAAAAUUUGGAAAGGUAAAGAUAGUAUUGACAAGUAUAUGGAACGUUUUAAAAUUGUUCGGGACCAACUCUCUGCUUCUGGAGUUUUCAUUCCUGAUGAAGAUAUAGUGUUUCUGAUCCUAAAUGGAUUGCCUGUUGACUUUGCGGCCAUUAAGACUGUCAUCAGAGUUCGAACAACGCCAAUAUCUCUAAGCGAGCUUCGCACAAUGUUAUUGGAUGUUGAGUCCGAUAUUGUUCAAGAAUCAAGAUCAUUUGCUGCUGCUUCCAUGCUCCAACACAAAGCACUGCCAUCGUCUUCUCUUACAGCUAUGAUUGCACAAAAUAUUCUUGCCAAUUCAUCUCAAAGUAUGCAAUAUGGGAUACCAAGUACAGAGCCAUCAUCUCAAGCAAUCUUUCCAUCCCAUUAUACUGGAUAUUCUUCAAUGACACAUUCUCUACAAACUGCUGCAUCAAAUGUUGGUUUCUUGCCUAAUGUUACCAAUACUAAUCUGAUUCCAGGUAUACCUUCUUAUAACCAUUACAAUACAUCAUCUCGUGCCUCCAAUGUUCAUCAUUAUAAUGCUACACCACCUAGCUCUACUACACAUUUUGGGAUACCACAUAAUAGCAUGAUAUCGAGUUCAGCUUUUAGUAUACCUAAUGCUCCUCCAAAUUGUCAAGUCCUGCUCCCAUUCACUACCAAUGUUGGUGUUCCACAGUCAGUGCCUAAUUCUGGAUAUAUACUGCAUAAUAAUGUUGGAAAUGAAAAUUACUUUUCAUCAUCUGCUCCCUCUUAUGGUUAUGCACCUCAAAAUGGUUCUAGCACUUCAUAUGUUCAACAGUUCAAUCUUAAUCACAGUGGAGCUCAACAACAUGGAAACUUCUCUCAACAAAAUGUGCAACCUGGUACAUUCAACAAUAGUUCUCAGCAAAAUAAUGGCUUUUCUCGUAAGGAGAAAUUUUCUUCACAGGCCAUGCCUUGCUCUGCAUCAUUGUCUGCUCUCAGAAAUGCAGCCUCUGUGUCUUCUGCAAAUAAAAUUUCCACACCUGCCCAGGCUCAAGAUGGCAAUAACUCUUAUGUCACUACUGAACUUCAAGGAAAUGAGAAUUUGAAAACUGAUGUCGAAAAGAUAGUUCAAGAUAAUUUUGUUUGUGAAACUGAUAUGGAUGUUGGGGUUGUUGCUGAAAAUUUCAGUAAGAGUUGUCAAGAAGUUGUUAAGGGUGUUGAUGGGGAUGACAGCAAGAAGGAGGACAUAAGAACGGACAAAAUAUAUGUGUAUAGCAGGUCUAUGAACAAAGUAGAUACCAAGGAAGCUGAGGGUAGUUUGCAGCAUGCUCUCCUCAAGAAAAUCGAAGCUUUGCCAACACUAGGAACUUGGCUCCUUCCUUCCAUUCCGGACAGAAAUCUAUUGAAUUGUAGACAAGCUUGUGAGUCUACGAAUUUGUGGCGAUUACUUCCUCUCAUUCCUCCUGGUUGACACAAGUUGCUGCACGCUUCUAUAUCCUGGCUUUAGUACUCAUGUCAGCUUGAAGAUUGUAUCCAAUCAUCAAGCUGAGGGAGGGUGUUAGCAGUAUAAUAUCACACAUUAGAUAUCACACGUGUCAUCAAUCUGUAAAUCCUAGCUCUAGUAUAAAUAGCUGUACUUGCUCAGCUCCCUCAUGUAGUUCGAUCCAUCAUUUUCUAAUUCCAGUUUCUAUUUUUCUCCCUUUUCUUGAUUUUCUUUACAAAGCUAUCACUGCUGUCCCUAUCCCCAACCCAGCCUACACCAAAUGGUUCAAAGAAGACCAAAUCAUUGUCAGCAUUCUCACCACCACUCUCACUGAAAAUAUUGCCCAGCUGACCAUUGGUUUCGAGACAUCCAAGGAUAUUUGGGAUUGUCUUCAGCGCCAUUUUUCCCAAAAGUCUGUUGCCAGUGCCUCUACCCUCAAAAUGCAGCUUCUUGAUCUCCAGAAAGGCAGGUGACGAAAUUAUAGUUGCAGUUCCCGACUUCCUGUUAUUAGUAACAUCUUGUAUGUUUAUAAGGAGGCUUUCGCUCAACUGUUCUACAAGAGAUGCAAAACAGUUUCCUGGUAAUUCAGCUCCCUUUCCCCUGAAGAUAAUACAGGGUUGAUCAACACCUUUCUAUUAUUUGGUUUGGCUGUUUGCAAGUUAUUCGAGGUUAAAGGAACACUGCAAAUGAUUAAAUAUACAUCAACUUACACGUGAGUUUCAGACUUCAUAAGCCAUUGCCCAUUGAUGCUAGUACUAUCAGUCCAUAUUUCUGCGGCUUGUCAGAAAAUCUGCCAGGAGGUGAGUCUCUUCCUUAAUGCCAAGUCAAGAUGAUCAGGAAAAAGGUGUCCCAAGUGUCCUCCAGAGUGUUUCAGGAAAGCAUUUUAACAGUUUGCACUCAAAGCAGCUGGACACGAUUUUCUCUAUCUUUGUUAUCAUAUAUUUUGUUGACAACGUUAAAAAUUGGGAUGUGUUGGACUACAAAGCAAAUUAGCCAUCAAAUCUGAGAGCUGAAUCCUACGUUUUAAGGAGAUUCAAUUCCCCGCUUUGAGGAACUCCCUCCCCAUAAAUAGGAGGACUAAAUUCCAUUCACUUCUUACUUUGCUUUGCUUCUUAUUUUAUUCAUAGUGAAACCAGUAGCAAACAACAGUGACGUAACCCAAAACUUUAAAGAGAUUUGGGUGACAUAUAAAUCUCGUGUUUUCAUGGGUGCCAAACUGCCAACUGUGAUCGUCUACAACCUCACAGUUGCUUGUAUUUUAGAAUCGUCAUAGUAAGGUUCUGUAUUAUAAGUUUUUCUUUUCCCUUGCUUAUCAGGGAGUUUGUUGGCAGUGUGGAAUAUUUGGUUCUGUUGUACAGAAGAAACUUUUAUC